UUAGUCCACUGUUCAGACUAACUAAGAAUCAAACACAGAGAUGGAGGGGCACAACUGGACUUUUCUCCUGGUAUUGUGCUGUCUUCUGCCACUGGCAACUCCGGCUGCCAGGCAUAUGCCAAAGCUCUCAGACAAGAAGCUAUGCGCUGAUUCAGAAUGUAACUAUCCUAUACUCAUUGCUAAAGCUCUACAUGAUUAUUAUCCACAAGACUGUCGCUUCAUACCAAUCUACCAAGGCCAAAUUGUCUAUGUGUAUGCAAUGCUGAAAGACCAAGGGAACCUUUUCUGGGCUGGAAGUGUUCAAGGGUCGUAUUAUGGAGCUCAGGAGGCUCGUCUGGGAUAUUUCCCGAGCAGUGUUGUUGAAGAGACGUAUGCAUUAACGCCUGCUGAGGUUGAGGUUACAACUACCAAAUGGGACUUCUACUGCCAUUAGGAUUGCAUGAUUCUCCCAAGGAAUUGCAACACAAUUCUUAUAGUUCCACUUUGCACUUUAAGACGUUUGUAUAGGCUACAUGUAUUGCCAAUAAUAUGCAACUUAACUUUACAGUACUAAAAACAUUUAGGACUGUGCUGAGUAACGGUUUGCUUGAGACUGUAAAUGCAUGUGUGAAUAAAAAUGAGCUGCUGCUUUGUUGGUCUGAAA
Molecule: messenger RNA, 643 nt
Organism: Misgurnus anguillicaudatus (oriental weatherfish)
Lineage: Eukaryota; Metazoa; Chordata; Actinopteri; Cypriniformes; Cobitidae
Gene: mia
Product: MIA SH3 domain containing
Biological process (GO): extracellular matrix organization
Molecular function (GO): protein binding
Source: RefSeq, a predicted model, not a curated record